AUUCAAAUUAAUCACUCAAUUGACUUGGACAUUUGAGGUCAAUCGUUCGGUUGAGUUUGACAUUCAAACCUGGGUGGGGUUGGUGUGGCGGGGGUUGACGAUUCGUUUAGAGUAGGGCUGGUGCCCGGUGGAUAGUUGUUGUUGAGGCUUAGUGGAGUCACACCGCCGCGCCAAACCCAUCGUUCGCUACAUAGUGCUAUUUACCUAGUUAUUUACAAAGUGUUUAAAAGUGACAUAUGUGUGAACUACAGUGUGUUAAUUAUUAUUCGAAGUGGAAAUAUUGGGUGCAAUAAAUCAUGUGAUUAGCUUCUCGCGUUUAUUUGCCCGAGUACCCACAAUUAUGCAAUCGGAUCAAGAAGAAGAACUCGCCCACGAUAAUGAGGUGCCACUUCGGCCUCCGUUAUAUUUAUUAAAUGCUCGUCAAAUGCGGACAGAAAAUGGCAGCUAUUUUCACAACCCGGGAACCGAACCCCUAACCGUUGCGACUUUGGGCGAUGUGAUAGCUGAAACUGCGCAUAAAUACCCUGGGAGAGUUGCCGUGCGCUCUGUUCACGAGGACUUGACUAUUACUUAUGAAGAACUGCUAAAUCAGGCAGACUCCUUGGGAUGCGCACUGAGAGCACAAGGUUUCCAAAAGGGGGAUCGUCUCGGACUUUGGACACAUAAUUGCAUUGGUUGGGUUGUCGGUUGCGUAGGAGCCGCUCGAGCUGGUCUUAUAUCGGUUCUAGUCAACCCGGUGUAUGAGAAAGCAGAACUACGCUUUUGUAUUAACAAGACAAAGUUAAAAGGUCUAAUGAUAGGCGACACCCUCAACAACAGAGAUUACUACGGCAUGCUGAGCACACUUAUCCCAGAGUUGCGAACGUCAAAAGAAGGAUUUUUAAAGUCCAAGGAUUUUCCAAACCUCACCUCGGUCAUUAAUGGUGGAAAGGAAAAAUUCAGUGGCGUUUGCUCAAUUGGUACCCUGAUAAGUAAUCACAAAAACAAUGCUGACAUAACAAAGUAUGGAAGUGAAAUAACACCUGAAGAUGGGUCCCUGAUUCUAUUGACUUCGGGCACAACUGGUGAACCAAAAGCUGGUCUCGACUCGCACAUAGGUGUUGUGAACAAUGUAUACUUUUCUGGAAUUCGUAACAGUUUUAACGAAGGACACCCGGUUGUAUGUAUACAGGUGCCAUUGUUCCACGCGCUAGGGGCUAUAGUGACACUUUUGUCUAGUUUGCGACACGGAGCCACAGUUGUAUUAGCGUCACCUACGUACAACAUUGCAGCAAAUGUUGACGCAUUAUGUGCUGAAAAAUGCUCAAUUAUAACGGGAACUCCGACUAUGUAUCUGGAUAUGCUACAAUACGUGAAGCGGAAGGGCGAACUGCCUAUAAAUUUACGCGUAGCUCUCGCAGCGGGUGCUCCUUGCAGUCCGCAGUUAAUCCGGCAAAUCAAUGCACAGCUGAAGGUGGAGUCUGUCAAGGCUCUGUAUGGAUUGUCAGAAACUACAGCUUGUGUGUUUCAAUCACUGCCAGAAGACAGCGUGGAGGUUGUCGCAGAGACGGUUGGUUACACAACCGACCAUUGCGAAGUUAAGGUAAUUGAUGAUAAAGGAAACAUCGUACCAUUCGGAACUGCCGGGGAACUGAUGGUCAGAGGAUACAAUACCAUGAUCGGCUAUUGGGACGAUCCGGUGAAAACCAAGCAGACUUUAAGAGAUGACGGUUGGCUGCAUACUGGUGACAAAUUUACUUUAUCUGAAGCUGGAUAUGGAAAAAUUGUUGGUCGUCUGAAGGAUAUCAUAAUCCGUGGAGGUGAGAACAUUGCACCUAAAGAAAUUGAAGAUCUCAUAAACACACAUCCAGAUGUAAUCGAUAGUCAGGUUAUUGGAGUAUCAGAUGAGAGAUUAGGGGAAGAACUCUGUGCAGUAGUCAGACUCCACGAGGGAACUGCUUUCACGAUACAAGAGUUAACAAACCACUGUAAGGGAAAACUUGCUCGUUAUAAAAUUCCAAGAAUGCUCAAAAUCAUGGAUGAUUUCCCUAAAACUGUGUCUGGUAAAAUACAAAAGUUUAAAAUAAAAGAAUUAGUUGAAUCUGGUAAAGUAUGA
Molecule: messenger RNA, 2095 nt
Organism: Pararge aegeria (speckled wood butterfly)
Lineage: Eukaryota; Metazoa; Arthropoda; Insecta; Lepidoptera; Nymphalidae
Gene: Acsf2
Product: medium-chain acyl-CoA ligase ACSF2, mitochondrial
Exons: 12
Coding region: 341-2095 (584 amino acids)
Biological process (GO): fatty acid metabolic process
Molecular function (GO): medium-chain fatty acid-CoA ligase activity
Source: RefSeq, a predicted model, not a curated record